AUGGCAAAAGAAAUUGAAGUGGUGCAACGUGAUUUAAACCAGCAAGUUGACAUUAUUCAUGAGGUUGUCACCAAGUUCGUGAAUCUAUAUGAAGCCUUAACUCCACAGCUUUCUGAGUUGUCUACCACAGAAUCUGUUAGUUUUGCUGAGAUCAAUAAUCAAUUCAAAAAGUUGAAAUCUUUAAUAUCGAAGUACAGUUCUUCUCCAUUGAUAACUCCUGAGUUUUUAUCUAAUAAGUUUACUCAAUAUGAAGAUAUUAUUCAUAAACAAUUAGCACCUUUGUCGAGAAUUUCAAGUCUUUUACCAACAGAUGCCCCGCCUGUUGUAACAAGGGUGCAAGGGGGAGAAAGGAAGGUUGGAUUCGGCCGAGAGCAAGAGAGAGGGGAGAGAAGAGAGGUUUUUGAGUUGAUUUGCAUGAAAACAUGA
This is a messenger RNA of Lactuca saligna, 426 nucleotides long. Lineage: Eukaryota; Viridiplantae; Streptophyta; Magnoliopsida; Asterales; Asteraceae. The record is from the annotation of a GenBank genome assembly.